AUGGCGGAGGAUAUCGUCAUUGACAAGACGCUCUUCUUCGAUCGCUUGUCGACUUUUUACAAUGCAUGGAAGGCAGAUAAGCGAUCUGGAGCUGGAGUCUUCGGGGGAGUGGGAUCCAUCGUCAUUUUGAUGGGAAAGACUGACGAGGCAAAUGCAUUUCAGAAAGCUAAUGCGAUGCAUUUCUGGCUACUCGGUUACGAAUUUCCCGCCACUCUUUUUGUCUUCACUGUGGACACAAUGUACAUCGUGACAACUGCGAAAAAGGCGAAACAUUUGGAACCACUCAAGGGAGGCAAAGUACCGGUCGAGAUUUUAGUCACAUCGAAAGACCCUGCAGACAAGGCCAAGGCGUUCUCCAAAUGCAUAGAGAUCAUCAAGGUCGCUGGGAAAAAAGUAGGAACUUUACCUAAAGAUAACGCCCAGGGCCCCUUUGCCGAUGAAUGGAAACGUGCUUUUGCGGACGAAUUGAAAGACAUGGAGGAAGUUGAUAUAUCUCCCGCUCUUUCUGCAGCGGCGUUUUCUAUCAAAGGACAGGAAGAAUUGGUGUCGAUGCGCAACGCAGCCAGAGCCUGCAGUGGUCUCAUGUCCGAAUAUUUCGUCGAUGAUAUGUCACAACUCCUGGAUGAAGGAAAAAAGAUAACUCACAAAGCUUUAGCAGCAAGAAUCGAUGCCAAGAUCGACGAUUCCAAAUUCUUCAACAAGUUGGCAAAGCUCCCACCAGGGUUCGAUCCUCAACAGAUUGACUGGGCAUAUGGACCAGUGGUUCAGAGUGGAGGAAACUAUGACUUGCGCUUGACUGCCACUGCCAAUUCAGAUGAGCUCCAUCCCGGUAUCAUCAUUGCGGGAUUUGGCAUAAGAUACAAAACAUACAGUGCCAUCAUUGCACGUACAUAUCUCGUCGACCCAACAAAGGCUCAGGAGACGAAUUACGGAUUUCUUUUGAACGUCUACGAUGCGGUCAUCAAAGAUAUUCGGGAUGGCGUGGCAGCCAAAGACUUAUACAACAAGGCUAUUGGAAUGGUGCGCGCUAAGCGCCCUGAUCUAGAGAAUCAUUUCGUAAAGAACGUCGGCGCUGGCAUCGGAAUCGAAUUGAGGGACUCGAAUAUGAUUCUCAACGGGAAGAAUGCUCGAACUCUAAAGAGUGGCAUGACUCUCUAUAUCUCUAUUGGCUUGACAGAUGUUCGGGACAGUGACUCAAAGGACAAGAAGUCCGUUUACUCUAUGGUUAUAACUGACACCGUGCGUGUUGGCGAGACCGGCGCCCACGUCUUCACUAAAGAUGCAGGUAUUGAUAUGGACUCGGUUUCCUUCUACUUUGGUGACGAAGAGGAACCUCAGAAGGCUACAAAGGAGAAGACGGACGUGCGUUCCAGUGCCAUUGCUAGCAAAAACAUCACGAAGACCAAGCUGCGUGCUGAGAGGCCAACUCAAAUCAACGAAGGUGCCGAAGCACGUCGCCGAGAGCAUCAAAAAGAGCUCGCCGCGAAGAAGAUGAAGGAGGGUCUUGAGAGAUUUGCCGGUACAACCGGCGACGGUAACGGCGAAGCCCAAAAGAAAUUCAAGCGUUUCGAGUCUUACAAACGUGACAACCAGCUGCCUUCAAGUGUGAAGGAUCUUACUGUAUAUGUUGAUCAUAAAGCUUCGACGGUCAUUGUGCCGAUUAUGGGCCGACCUGUGCCAUUCCACAUCAACAGUAUCAAGAACGCCAGCAAAAGCGACGAAGGCGAGUAUGCAUAUCUGCGAAUUAACUUCCUUUCACCUGGGCAAGGUGUUGGACGAAAAGAUGACCAGCCAUUUGAAGACCCGUCGGCCAAUUUCGUUCGUAAUUUGACACUCCGAUCAAAAGACAAUGAUAGAUUCGCCCGGAUCGCUCAAGACAUCACGGAGCUUCGCAAAAACGCAUUACGCAAGGAGCAGGAGCGCAAAGAGAUGGAAGACGUGGUGGAACAAGAUAAGCUUGUGGAAAUUCGCAAUCGUCGGCCAGUGAAGCUCCCAGAUGUCUACCUUCGCCCGCCCUUGGAUGGAAAACGAGUUCCUGGGGAGGUCGAGAUUCAUCAGAAUGGUUUGCGAUAUCAGUCACCGCUGCGAAAUGAACAUGUUGAUGUUUUAUUCAGCAACGUCAAACAUUUGUUUUUCCAGCCAUGUGCCCAUGAAUUGAUUGUAAUCAUUCACGUGCACCUCAAGACCCCAAUCUUGAUUGGUAAAAGAAAGACAAAGGACGUCCAGUUCAUCCGUGAGGCCACUGAAAUGCAGUUCGACGAGACCGGCAAUCGUCGCCGCAAACAUCGCUAUGGAGACGAAGAAGAAUUCGAGGCAGAACAGGAAGAAAGACGACGCCGAGCAGCUUUGGAUAGAGAGUUCAAGGCUUUCGCAGAAAAGAUUUCAGAUGCCGGUAAAGACGAGGGUGUUGACGUGGACAUUCCAUUCCGAGAAAUUGGAUUCAGCGGUGUACCGAAUAGAUCGAAUGUUUUGAUUCAACCAACUACAGAUGCUAUCGUUCAAUUGACUGAGCCACCAUUUUUGGUCGUUACUUUGAACGAGAUCGAAGUUGCUCAUCUUGAGCGUGUACAGUUCGGGCUGAAAAACUUUGAUCUUGUUUUUGUCUUGAAGGACUUCAACCGGCCACCAAUCCAUAUCAAUACCAUUCCAGUUGAAUCACUGGAAGGAGUCAAGGAUUGGCUUGACUCGGUGGAUAUCCCAUUCACGGAAGGACCUCUCAACCUCAACUGGGGCACCAUCAUGAAGACAGUUGCUGCGGAUCCCUACGGCUUCUUCGCCGAAGGAGGUUGGUCAUUCUUGGCCGCUGAAUCUGAUUCUGAAGACUCCGAAUCUGAGGAGGAGUCUGCUUUUGAACUUUCUGAAUCCGAGUUGAACGCCACGGAUGAGAGUUCAGAGGAUGAUAGCGACUUCGAUGAUGAUGCUAGUGCUGAGGCUACUGACGAGGAUCUCAGUGUCGACGAAGAGAGCGGUGAGGACUGGGAUGAGUUGGAGAAACAGGCCAAGAAGAAGGAUAGAGAGAGCGGACUGGAUGACGAACGAAACAAGAAGCGUAAGCGUUAGUCACGUCUUGGGAUAAUGACUUAGUGACUCUAGUCAAUGUUGUCACCGGUUCUAAUUUUACUUUUCUCGAAAUGUCUUAAAAUCGGUUAGUUUGUGACGGUAUGUGACGUUCUCAUCAUUCACUGCAAUGUAAUUCGAAAAUUGGUCAUGGGC
Messenger RNA from Talaromyces stipitatus ATCC 10500, 3213 nucleotides. RefSeq names its product transcription elongation complex subunit (Cdc68). The record is from RefSeq and is a predicted model, not a curated record. Lineage: Eukaryota; Fungi; Ascomycota; Eurotiomycetes; Eurotiales; Trichocomaceae. The transcript has 7 exons. Gene Ontology annotation, molecular function: nucleosome binding. Bases 1 to 3060 code for a protein of 1019 amino acids. Gene Ontology annotation, biological process: transcription elongation by RNA polymerase II; positive regulation of transcription elongation by RNA polymerase II. Gene Ontology annotation, cellular component: FACT complex.